Messenger RNA from Vespula pensylvanica (western yellowjacket), 1664 nucleotides. Its product is annotated as 3-hydroxyisobutyryl-CoA hydrolase, mitochondrial. The record is from RefSeq and is a predicted model, not a curated record. Gene Ontology annotation, cellular component: mitochondrion. Gene Ontology annotation, molecular function: 3-hydroxyisobutyryl-CoA hydrolase activity. The coding region runs from base 258 to 1517 and encodes 419 amino acids. The transcript is spliced from 8 exons. NCBI's taxonomy places the organism in Eukaryota, Metazoa, Arthropoda, Insecta, Hymenoptera, Vespidae. Gene Ontology annotation, biological process: L-valine catabolic process.
AAAAAAAAACGAUUUGUCAUAUGCGUUUUAGAAACUAAAUUCGUUAAAUUAGAAAGCUAGAUGACCUCAUAUUUAAUAAUUUUUUUUUAUUGUGUAUGUAGUUACAUUAUAACUAUGUAAUAAGAUUUAUAUGCUAUAUACACAUAGCAAUUUGGAUGAAUGUGAUAUAAGUUUAAAAGAUUUUUAACCUCUUUCGCAAGUGCCUCGUAAAAUCAACAAGUCGCACUUGUCAUAUUUUUAUCAUAAGAUAAGGAAAAAUGUUCAGAAACUCUACAAGCAAAUUUAAUCAUAUAAACUACGGAAUAUUUACCACAUGUAAUCGUGUUAGGCAAUUAUUAGUACGUGAUAAUACAGGUCCUAUAAUUGAACCUGUCCUUCCUAAAAUUCAUCCAGAUUCUAAACCACCUAUUGAAAUUCCAGCACCCAAUGAAAAUAUAGGAAAGAACAAACUGAUGAAUACAAGUACUAAUAAUGAUGAAGUUCUUUUUCAAGAUGUAAGAGAUAAAGGUAUAAUAACAUUGAAUCGACCACAAGCUCUAAAUGCAUUAAAUCUUCCCAUGGUACAAAAGAUAUAUCCAAUUUUGAAGAAAUGGGAAUCUACUAAAAAGUUAGUUAUAAUAGAAGGUAUUGGUAAUAAAGCAUUUUGUGCAGGUGGAGAUGUAAAAGCCAUAGUUACUGUUUUAAAUAAACCAAAUGGGAGUUCCUUGGGAGAAAACUUCUUUAGAGAUGAAUACAAAUUAAAUUAUUUAAUUGGUACAUAUGAAAAGCCUUAUAUAGCAAUGAUACAUGGAAUAACAAUGGGAGGUGGUGCUGGCUUAUCUGUACAUGGAAAAUACAGAAUAGCAACUGAAAAAACUUUAUUUGCUAUGCCUGAAACUGCAAUAGGAUUGUUCCCAGAUGUUGGAGGAAGUUAUUUCCUUUCUAGAUUGAAAGGAAACUUAGGACUUUAUUUAGGUCUCACAGGACAUAGAUUGCAAGGCAUUGAUGUAUUGCAUGCUGGUAUUGCAACACAUUAUAUCCCAUCUGAAAGACUUCAGGAUUUAAAAGAUGAUUUAUUAAAGUUAAACACUAAUGAUAUUGAAGGAGUUUUAAAUAAAUAUCAAUUUCAACAUUUGAUGAAUGAAUUCUCUUUAUCACCAUAUAUACACAAAAUUGAAAAAUGUUUUUCUUCAUCUUCUGUUGAAGAAAUAAUUAAUAAAUUAAAUGAGGAUGGUUCAGAAUGGGCAAAGAAAAUAGUACAAACAUUGCUAAAAAUGUCUCCAACAUCCCUGAAAGUUACAAAACAAUGUAUAGAAAAAGGCAGUAAACUUACUUUAGAAGAAUGUUUAAAAAUGGAAUACAGAUUAACUUGUGCCUGCUUGCAAAAAAAUAGUGAUUUUCAUGAAGGUGUUACAGCUUUACUUAUUACUAAACAUCAAAAUCCAGUAUGGAAUCCAAAAUCUUUAAAUGAAGUUACAGAUGAAUAUAUUGAUCAACUAUUUAAAAAACUGCCAGAUGAAAAAGAAUUGCAGCUUUAAUAAUACUGUAUAAUAUAACAUGUAUCAAUUAUGUUGUUAUGUUAUAUUACUUAUAUUGUAAUAUUUUUUAUAAAAACAAAUUGUUAUACUUUAUCUAAAAGUUUACAAAAAAGAAUGUUAUUAAAAUAAAUAAUCGAUUGCAACGAU